Nymphaea colorata (pocket water lily) is the source of this 1539-nucleotide messenger RNA. RefSeq names its product probable aspartic proteinase GIP2. Bases 75 to 1391 code for a protein of 438 amino acids. The record is from RefSeq and is a predicted model, not a curated record. Gene Ontology annotation, biological process: proteolysis. The transcript has a single exon. Lineage: Eukaryota; Viridiplantae; Streptophyta; Magnoliopsida; Nymphaeales; Nymphaeaceae. Gene Ontology annotation, molecular function: aspartic-type endopeptidase activity.
GACUUCCUCCAUUCGGACCCACUUCUUCUGUAAUCGAAUCUCUUGAAACCAAAGCAUUUCCUCACUCGGCUCCCAUGGCUCUUCCCUGGAGUUUCUCCCUCAACCUCUGCUUCCUCUUCCUCCUCUUCUUCCAUGGCAGCCUUCCAUGCAGCUCCGCAGCGGCGGCCUCUCCUUUGACGGCUCUCGUCCUUCCUGUGGCCAAGGACGCCGCCACCAAGCAGUAUGUCGUUUCGUUGCAGCACAAGACCCCUCUCCGCUCUGACAAGUUCGUCGUCGACCUCGGCUCCGGCUUCCUCUGGGUCGACUGCACCAAAGACUAUCAGUCCUCCACGUUCCGCCCAGUUCCCUGUGGCGCGGCCACCUGCGCUGCGGCCGGCGCGCUGGGCUGCACCGGCGCCUGCUACUCCCCUCCCAGACCCGGCUGCAACAACAACACCUGCAGCGGCUCCCCUGGCAACACCAUCACCCACCUCUCCACCAGCGGCGACCUUUCCGACGACACGCUCGUUCUUCGUUCCACCGACGGCCGGAGCUCCGGGCCUCCCGCCACCGUAACGCAUUUCGUCUUCAUGUGCGGCGCGACUCUCCUGCUGCCCGGUCUGGCCGCAGGGAGCCGGGGCAUGCUCGGACUCGGGCGGACGGCCGUCGCUGCUCCCCACCAGCUCGCGUCUGCGUUCGGCUUCAAGAGGAAGUUCGCUCUCUGCUUGUCGCCGUCGGCGGCGUCCCCCGGUGUCAUUUUCUUUGGGGACGGGCCUUACGUGAUGCAGCCUGGCGUCGACGUCUCGCAGUCGAUGGCUUACACGAAGCUCCUCUUCAACCCCGUCAGCACAGCCGGCGCCUACUUCGCCGGCGAGCGUUCCGUCGAGUACUUCGUAAAGGUUACCUCAAUUGCUGUGAGCGGGAAGACGGUGCCCGUGAACACGACGCUGCUCGACAUACACAAGUCCAAAGGCGGGACGAAGAUCAGCACUGUGGUGCCCUACACUAGGCUAGAGAGCUCCAUAUACAGUGCCGUGGAGGUGGCCUUUGUGAGGGAGGCGGCCGCGCGGAACAUAAAGAGGGUGGCGGCAGUGAAGCCCUUCGGGGCGUGCUUCAGCACGGCGAACGUCGCCAACACCAGGACGGGGUGGGCAGUGCCGGAGAUCGAGCUGUUCUUCGAAGGCGCGAGUGCCGCGUGGAAGAUCGCGGGGGCCAACUCUAUGGUGGCGGCCGGCAAUGGGGUAAUGUGCCUGGGGUUCGUGGACGGAGGGGUGGAGUCGAGGGAGUCCAUUGUGAUCGGCGGCUACCAGCUCGAGAACAACUUGUUGCAGUUCGAUCUCGAGAGCUCGAAGAUGGGCUUCAGCUCGAACUUGCUGUCCAAGGGGACAAGCUGCGGCAAUUUCAAGCUGUAACUCUGCUCAGAACAUGGGUUAUGGCUGCUAUCCCUCAUCGUCUUCCUCGUUUCGUGAUCCUUUCUGCUGUCUGUUGUAGAUCUGGUUUGUCUUGAAAGACCGGACGUCCUCUUUGUUUGUUAAGCAACUAAACUGUCUACUUCGUCUA